This is a messenger RNA of Rhea pennata, 3476 nucleotides long. RefSeq names its product triple QxxK/R motif containing (gene TRIQK). NCBI's taxonomy places the organism in Eukaryota, Metazoa, Chordata, Aves, Rheiformes, Rheidae. The coding region runs from base 93 to 353 and encodes 86 amino acids. Gene Ontology annotation, cellular component: endoplasmic reticulum membrane. The record is from RefSeq and is a predicted model, not a curated record. The transcript has 4 exons.
GCGGCGGCGCCCCGCGAACAGGAAGUCCGUCCCGCCGCGAGAGGAGGCGGCGCUCGCCCGCUCAGCCCCAGAGUGAUUUUGGAUUGAAAACGAUGGGUAGAAAAGAUGCCUCUACAGCAAGGACUCCUGUUGACCAAUACAGGAAACAAAUAGGAAAACAAGAUUAUAAGAAAACCAGGCCAAUGUUAAGAGCAACAAGAUUAAAAGCAGAGGCCAAGAAAACUGCACUAGGUGUAAAGGAAGUUGCCCUUGUCCUUGCAGCUAUAUUGGUAUUUUUGUUGGCUUUCUAUGCUUUCUUUUAUCUUAACAUUUCCAAUGAAGUUGACCUUGAUCUGGAUCCAGACGAAAACUAGCAGAUGCAAUGAAUCUAUCAUCAGGAUUUCUUCAGCUGAAACAAGACUGCGUAGGAACACACAGUCCCUUCACUGUGAGACAAUAAAUGAUGCCAUUUCUUGCGGUCCAAAUUCAUAAGAAAAUUUUGCAAUAUGUCAGUCACUCACAUUCCAGGUCUCCAAAAUACGGGAAUAAUACUUGCACCUAGCAAGCAUAUUUGGUUAACACCAAAGCCAGGAGCCACAGUACAACAUAUGAAAUUUAUUGUUUACAUUAUUUUUUUCUCAGGCAGAGAACUCUGAUGUCAAAAGAGAGGUGCUAUUAUUAUAAUAGAUAUUGAUGCUCACUUCACAGGAGAAGAGUCUGCCUUGACUAAAUUUAGGAAUCAAAGCUUCCUAAUAGCCAAAUUAGAGUCCUUUUCCUUUCCCCAAAGAAAGCAGAAAUACCAAAUAAAAUGUCUUUUCUUGAUUUGUAUUUAGAGUGUAUCAAAAACCUCUCAUUCUUUCUCUCCCCUUUUAUCUUUCUUGUACAUGUGUGCACACAUGCCUGCAUGCACAAAGUUAGAAGAAAUCCUAGGAAAAAAAUUAUCCUUUUAGAAGCAGUCUGUCACCUCCUAUAUGGACUUAAUUUUAUGUCAUCCCAGAUUCUGUGUGCCCAUAUAUCUACAGUAAUCUUUUUCAUUCUUUUGCCAACUGUUCAGCACACAUGUGUUCUGUCAGAAAUGGCACCUGGAUGACAGAAGCUCUAACAUUCGCAUAUGCCUCUGAAACACAGUUCUUUGCCUCCUGUGCUGUCUGAACUAGUGUAAAUAGAAAGUUCAGUCACUGUUGAUUUUAAUUAGUGUAUUGCUCUGUUAUUAAUCUAAAGUUGAAAUUUCUAUUUUAAUUAUGUUCUUCCUACUGAUUUUGGUAUCAACUUGCUCUACCUGUAAGGGAGAUGUAAAAAUUUGCUUUCCAGUUAUACUAUCAUUUUUAUCAUCAAACUCAUGUGGGAAGUUGUAAUUACUGAGAAACCUUUUUCUAUGCAUACUUGUAAUGCAUACUUGUAAUGAUUGGAAGAAUGUUGGCUCAAUGACAUCCUCUAGUUCUUGCAAAGUACUUUUCAGAAUAUGCAGUAUAGAUAACAUUUCUGAUCCCUUUGAUAAAGAACCGCAAGCAACUUGAAAAAGUAUGUUAAAGCAGCUGCAGGGAGCUCUAAAAUUCAGGAUUUAUCCUGUUCUGCUUUAGCUUUGGCAUAUUUCUGGACCUGUGAUUGUAAAGGUUCUGUGUUCUUUGUUCUAAAAACAUAGUUAGUCUUUCUGUAGUUCUGAUUUCUGUUAUUUUGAUAUCAAGAAGAGCAUUGAGCCAUUGAUGCUGAGAGUGACAAGAGACUUGCCCAUAUUUUCUUCCAGAAGUUAUCAAAAUUCUGAAAUUCUAUUAGCAAUCUAGCCUUGAGGCAUCUUUGAUAUCAGUUUCAGGUUAGAUUGAAGCUGAAGAUUAUACUUAGUUACAGCAAAGAAAUUUACCUAGUUGUUCCCGAAAUGCAUGACUUAGAUUUCCUAUAGUGAUUUUGGAGACAAAGGGAUACCAAAUCAUAGGAGAGAUUAUAAUGUAAAAAGAUAUUUAUUUUAAAUUGAUCAAUGCAGUUAAUUUUUAAACCAUAUAGUAAUUAUAACCAUAUAUGUCAUAAUCCUCAUUCAGCUUAUAUAAUGCAAAACAACUCGUCUAGAAAUUUGGAAUACAACAGCCUUCUAAGAACAAGAUGAAAGAGAUGCAUACACAUAUAAGUGCAUAUAUUUCUCAUCUUUUAAUGAUGACUUACAGGCACAAAAUCCUAACAUUUAUGCGUUUGUAUGACUUACAGUCCUCUAAUACUCAUAUACAUGACCAAAUGCGUAGCAACAUAUUGCAUUUAUGGUGAAGCAUUUCCUGACACGUGGUCUGCCUUUUAGUGGAGAGAAAAGCAUAUCGCAAGCUGUCUUUCUGGAUGUGACAUGCCUUUCAUUUCACCAGUACCACGCCACAUGUCACAGAAGCUGCAGACCUCUCCUUUUCCUUUGCAUGAGCAAUUUCCUUUCUCCAUAAAAUACUGGAAGGAUUGCUUUGUUCAUAUGUGCAUGUUGCACUGUAGGUGAUGUGCUCUAUGAGAAGGAGGUACAGUUACCUCCUUAAUGCAGGUUCUCUAAUAACUUGUGUUCUGAUUCUGUUUCAUUAAAAAGGGGACUAUUUUUAAAUAUCAAAUAAUAACAUGAAAUUACUAGAACAAGAGCAUAUCAUUUCCCACACGUUAUGACUCAAAGACAAAAUCCGAACAAUAUAUGUGAGUGAAUGAUGUAUCUUCACUGGCUUGUGCCUCAUCAGAGCACAUUGCCCUCGAGUGUUACAGUCUGCAUUGGCUUCAUUUAGGUUAUGGUUUUUCAUUUACAUGAAAGAUAUUCUUCUGUAACCAGAAACCUUUCUUUUUCUCAGCUAAACUGAACAGACUUCUGGUCCGUGUACAUAGAAAUACGUGGUAAAUAUUGCAGUGAAUACACCCUUUCUUUUAUCAGUAUACUAUUUUUAAUGGGACUAUGUCAGUAGUUUUGUAAAGAUAAUCCUCCCGACACGUUUCAUCAAAGUAUGCAUCCUUGUUUUUCUAAAAGGCAUAAAUACAACAAUGUUAGCAACAAAGUCAGAGUCUGAGUUUAUUCAUGUUUGUCUUACAAUGAUUCUGCUGUAUUCAGUGAAAUUACUCCUGAUUUACUCUAAGGGGAAAUCAGAAUCCAGUCUAGAGUUAUUUCUGCUUUCUGGAGGACUGCAAUGUCCGCGCCUGGUAUUUGAAAGUGGAGAUUGAUUUUAAUCUUUCAAACACGUUGCUUAUUUAUAUCUGAGGUUGAAAUUUGAACAUUUUUCUUUAUGUGAGUUGCUCAGUAUCUGUUUUAAUAAUAAAUGGAUUUCUACUAUUUUGAGCUCUUAUUAAUAUGGGAUAUGUCACAGUGAAUUAUAUGUUCAUCUGAAAGGACAUUAAAACAAUCUAGAUGGCAUGAUAUUCAAGUUUUAGCAAUGAUACUUAGAUUUUUAGAAUAUUUGGACUAGUAUAGGCAAUUCUGAGCCCUAAUCUCUCAUUAAAACUGAGUGUAAUCUCUGUGAAUACUUCAAAGACAAUAAAGAAAACUUCCCUUGGCA